Opisthocomus hoazin is the source of this 1827-nucleotide messenger RNA. The record is from RefSeq and is a predicted model, not a curated record. NCBI's taxonomy places the organism in Eukaryota, Metazoa, Chordata, Aves, Opisthocomiformes, Opisthocomidae.
AUGGCGGGCGAGGCUUGGGAGCAUCCCAGCGAAGCUCGGGACCAUCCCAACACCACAGCUGAAACCACCCAGGGCAGCGGCACCGGUUCCCACAGCUCCACCUGCACCAAGGUUCUGGAUACACCGCAGCACAGCAUCAACGACAGUCCUAUCCGCUCAGAGGCCGGCGGGCUCCCCUGCCGCCCAGUGAGUAACAGAGCGAAGUACAGGCGGUGCGCGAAGGCUUACCCCGUUUUAGAUGGACGCGUCCCGUCUGCCUACCGGCAGGUGUUUGAAGAAAACGUGAGGAACAGUGAGGCUGUUAUUAAAAGGUAUUCAGAAUUGCUAGAGACGGUCAGUAAAGGAGGGGGAGAAAAUGCCAUCUUGCGUCAUACUCAGAGAAACAAGAAGCUGUUUGUUCGUGAGCGCCUGAAGUUGCUACUUGAUGAUGAGUCUUUCCUUGAGCUGUCUCCGCUGGCAGGCCUCAACCUGCCGUACGGUGACGUCCCUGCUGCCGGGUGCCUUACUGGAAUUGGCAAAAUCUGUGGGGUCUGGUGUGUCUUCGUGGCAAACGAUGCCACUGUGAAAGGAGGAACUAUUUAUCCAAUUGGAGUGAAGAAACAACUGAGAGCUCAAGAAAUAGCCAUGCAGAACAGGCUGUUAUCCGUGUACCUCGUUGACAGCGGGGGAGCGUUCCUGCCGCUGCAGUCAGAGCUGUUUCCUGACAAGUCGCACGGUGGCAGAAUUUUCUACAAUGAAGCAAUCAUGUCUGCCAUGAGAAUCCCUCAGGUGGCAGUGGUGUGCGGCUCCUGUGUGGCUGGAGGUGCCUAUGUUCCCACCAUGGCAGAGGAAGCUGUCAUUAUAGAUAAAAUCGGUACUCUCUUCCUUGGUGGCCCACCUCUGGAAAAAGCUGCUACAGGGGAAUAUGUCUCUCCCGAGGACCUAGGAGGAGCCAGACUUCACUCUGAAGUCAGUGGCUGUAGUGACCAUUUUGCCUCUUCAGAAAAGGAAGCCUAUGAAUGUAUUCGAAAUAUUAUCUCCACGUUAAAUUACGAUCCUCUGCCAGAGGAGGUCGUAGAGCACGACAGUCCUCUCUAUAGUUCUGAUGAGCUCUUGGGGCUGGCACCGCAGGAUUGUAGGUGUACGCUUCCGGUAAAGUUGAUUCUGAGCCGUCUGAUGGAUGGAAGCAGAUUCCAGGAAUUCAAGGCUAAUUAUGGAACAACACUAGUAACAGGAUUUGGCCAUGUGCAAGGGCGCCUGGUGGGGAUAGUGGCUAACAACGGGGAGCUGUCUCAUGAUGCUUCCCUCAAGGGUAGCCAUUUCGUACAGCUGUGCAGCCAGCGGAGCAUUCCCAUCCUCUUUUUCCAGAACACUGCUCCGCAUACAGCAGGGCCAGCAAACAUCUCGCAGGCAGAGGCUCACUCCAACAGAUUAAAAGCCCAGGCCUCCAUGAUGGCUGCUGUUGCUUGUGCUGCUGUUCCCAAAAUAACCAUUGUAAUCGGUGGCUGUUAUGGGAGCGAAAGUUACGUUAUGUGUGGGCGAUCGUUCAGCCCCAACUUCCUGUUCUUGUGGCCUAAUGCAAGAGUUGCUCUUGUGGAUUCAAGGCAUUUCUCCACAGUCCCACAGGCUGGGGACAGUGACUGUGCAGGAGAUGAAUUGGAGCUAAAACAGCUGAAAGAAAAGCUAGAGGAAGAAAGCAGCGCAUUUUACUCCUCUGCCAGACUGUGGGACGAUGGCAUAAUUCUACCUCAGAAUACCAGAAAGGUGAUUGCACAGUGCUUGGAGAUCAUAGAGCAGCAGAAGUACCAGGCCGUGUCUCCGUGUCGGUAUCCCGUCAUCAGAAUGUGA